CGUGUGUGGCCGUUCUGACAGUGCAGCGACACAUUUCUUUCUCCAUCGGCAGCGCGUGUGGUGUGAUCGUUGUGCUCAGUCCAGUCCAGUGCUCCGCGAAAUACCUAAUAAAAUUAUCGGCCCCGACGACUUCAUUUUUGCGGAAAACCAGUAACUAAAUCAGUUUAACGAAACGUAUACGCGCACGACGACCGAAAAAGCAAGAGCCACGUCGUUGUCGUCGUCGUCGUCGUCAGGGGAACAGACAUAUUGAAAAUUGUUUUUCGUGGUUGAAGAAAAUACGGUAAUUUGUUGUAUGAGUCAGAAAGCCGAAAGACCAGUACUAUCAGGUCAACGCAUUAAGACCAGGAAAAGGGAUGAAAGAGAGAAGAAUGACCCCACGGGAUUCCGUGACGCGGUCAUUGCAGGUCUCGAUGCAGCUGAAGAUCUAGAGCAAAUUUACAAGUACCUUGACAGCGCUGGUAAUAAACUCGACUAUCGUCGCUACGGUGAAGUAUUAUUCGAUAUCUUAAUUGCUGGUGGAUUACUCGUUCCCGGAGGAUCUAUCUCACAAGAUGGCGAGAAACCACGUACCGAUCGCUGUAUAUUCGCAGCAUCGGAAGACAUGGAAUCGAUGCGGAACCAUGAGCAGAUCUUUAUGCGGCUUAUGCGUCGAUACAAGUAUCUCGAGAAAAUGUUUGAAGAGGAGAUGAAGAAAAUUCUCAUCUUCAUCAAGGGUUUUACUCCACUCGAAAGGAUCAAGCUCGCUCGCAUGACGGCUCUGUGGAUGGCCAAUGGUUCCAUUCCGCCGCAAGUGUUGAGCGUACUGAACAAUGAACACCUGACGAAGGACGGGCUCGCGCUCGAGUUUCUGCUGGAGGUGUUCGUCACCUACAAGCAGGAAAAGGGCGGCAAUGCGCCUUUGGUGGCGGCAUUGCGCAAGAGCGGUCUCGACAACCGCCUGCUGGAGUUUCUGCCCUUGAACAAGCGCAACGAGGACUACCUCAAGACGGUGCUCGUCGAGAAGGAUCUGGCCGACAUCUUCAAGCUCCACAUGAAUCAGGCGAGCCAGGAAGCGAAACGAGAACUGACACAGCUGCUAGUUGAUGAUAUUAACGAUAACAAGACAAUUAAGGAUAUUAUCGCCGACACGAAGGAAAUGUCGACGAAAUCUAACAUUCCCGAGCAUGAAGUUGUUGGUCUCAUUUGGUCCACCGUAAUGUCGCUAGCCGAAUGGAACAAGAAAGAGGAACUGGUCACGGAGCAGGCAACGAAACAUCUGCGCACCUACACGCCACUGUUCGAAGCGUUCACCACCACGGACCGGUCGGAGAUGGCCCUGCUGCUGAAGGUGCAGGAGUUUUGCUACGAGAACAUGAACUUUAUGAAAGCCUUUUCGAAGAUUGUUCUGCUCUUUUACAAAACCGAAGUUAUCACGGAAGAUUCGAUUCUGAAGUGGUACAAGGAGGGCCAUUCGAACAAGGGAAAGAUGCACUUCCUUGAACAGAUGAAAAAAUUCAUUGAGUGGCUUCAAAAUGCCGAAGAAGAAAGCGAAUCUGAGGAAGACUAAAUCUACACUGUCGCGGUGGCGCUCAUCUCGUUUUUUGUCGUCUUUUUUUGGAUACGUUUUUCAUCCUCCCACCACGCACCGUUUUUAUCUACAAUAGCGCGCAACCCAUCACCACCACCACCACCACAGUCACGAUCACAUCGCCUGGCGUUCUUCUUUGCAAUAAACUAAACGAUUCCGCGUGUGUUCCGCGCGCGCGCACCAAUUCAAACAACAUCCUUUAUCCCAUCCCGGAACGCAGCAAAAGCACAACAAUACGUAUUCUCAUUUUUAUCCCCGUUAUUAUUUUUUUUUAUUAGAACAAUGAAAGCACUGUGGUGCUGAAUAGAACGAACAGCGGCUGCUGCUAACCCCUUCCGUUUCUCUCCAUGCUCUAUCUCCCGGGGCAUGGGAGGGGAGGGUAGACCGCUAGUGAAAAGAAACCCGAUGGAAAAUAUAAUACAAAAUAUGGUUGAAAGGGAAAA
Messenger RNA from Anopheles merus, 2013 nucleotides. RefSeq names its product protein krasavietz (gene kra). The coding region runs from base 296 to 1549 and encodes 417 amino acids. Gene Ontology annotation, molecular function: protein binding. Gene Ontology annotation, cellular component: membrane; cytoplasm. The transcript is spliced from 12 exons. NCBI's taxonomy places the organism in Eukaryota, Metazoa, Arthropoda, Insecta, Diptera, Culicidae. The record is from RefSeq and is a predicted model, not a curated record.